AUGGCCCAUGCCGCCUCCUAUGGCGCACAGCCUGGCGCCACGCUGCCUGCCUCCUACGGUGCCCAGCCGGUGGCGGCUCACGCCAGCUCCUAUGGCGCCCAGCCAGUAGCUGGUCACGCCACCCGCCUACGGCGCCCAGCCCGGUGGCCGGCCACUCGGCCUCCUAUGGCACCCAGCCGGUGGCUGCCGCGCCUCUCAGCCUCCCCUACGGCGCGCAGCCGACCGCCGGCCACUCGGCGUCCUACGGCGCUCAGCCCGCCGCCAACCUGCCCGCCUCCUACGGCAGCCAGGCCGCCGCGCUGUCUGCCACCUACGGCGCACCGGCGGCCUCCUCGCUGGCGGCCCUCCUACGGCAGCCAGGCCGCCGCCUCCUACAAGGCACAGGCUUCCGUCCCGCUGACGGCGGCCUACCGAGCCCAGGCCUCCAACUCGAUGGCGGCCUCCUACCCGGCGCAGCAGGCCUCCUCCGCGUCGCUGGUGGCCGCCUACAGAGCCCAGCCGGGCAGCGCCUACGACGGGCCGAGCCAGCUGGGGCAGCAGGCUGCCUCCUACCUGGGCCUCUCGCAGGCCGGCCCGCCGCCGUCGCACCGCCCUACGAGCGCACCCCGCCUCUCCCCGCCUCGCAGUGCCGGCUAUGACGAUCCGUACAAAAAAUCCUCCGCUCUGGCAAAAAGGUAUGGAGCCCGGCCGGCGGCUCGCAGCGUAGCCCACCUGCGGCGGCGUCUUCUUCCCCUCCUCCCUCCCCUCGCUUCUCUGUGCUGGAUACCGGGGGGCUUUCGGUGCCGGGGGACGGGCCGGCUGUCCGUCUGUCCCGUCUGCUGCGUCGCUCCGUGCCGCGACAGCCGUCGGCGCCGGGUUGCGGCGGUGCCACGCGCCGCUUGGGCUCACGGUUCAGCCCCGGAACGGGGUGGGGACGAGUUCGGCUUGGCUUGUUCACCGAGCGCUGCCCGGUCCCCGCGCCGCGCCACAACGCAGGUGCCCGCGCCGCCGCUGCGCCUUCACACCACGUCUCUCUUCUCUCGCCCAGGUACAAUCAGACCGCCGUCUCUCUGAGCUCUCAGAUUACCGCCGCUUAGCGGACUCCCCCGCUCGCGUACCGCCGCUCGCCAACAAAGUCCCCGAUGGAUUACCGCCGCCUGCCAGACGCGCACGCCGAUUACGCCCGCUACUCGGGUGCCUACGGCGAUUACCUGCCCGCGGCCCGCGUGC
This is a messenger RNA of Lagopus muta (rock ptarmigan), 1209 nucleotides long. RefSeq names its product RNA-binding protein 14-like. The record is from RefSeq and is a predicted model, not a curated record. NCBI's taxonomy places the organism in Eukaryota, Metazoa, Chordata, Aves, Galliformes, Phasianidae.